Notolabrus celidotus (New Zealand spotty) is the source of this 2492-nucleotide messenger RNA. RefSeq names its product very long-chain acyl-CoA synthetase-like. Bases 8 to 1960 code for a protein of 650 amino acids. The record is from RefSeq and is a predicted model, not a curated record. The transcript is spliced from 10 exons. Gene Ontology annotation, molecular function: long-chain fatty acid-CoA ligase activity; long-chain fatty acid transmembrane transporter activity. NCBI's taxonomy places the organism in Eukaryota, Metazoa, Chordata, Actinopteri, Labriformes, Labridae.
AUCUUGUAUGCAACAUUCCCCAUUUUGCAGAGCUGCACUUUCUGUUUUCUACUUUUUUUCCUCUGGACUUGCAGCUUUUAAAGUCGAAAGCAUAAUGGAGAUGUACUCAGUUUCAAUAGUUUUAGCAAGUUUUCUAAUAAUACCAUUCGUACUCAAAACUUUUUAUCCUUAUGUUUGGAUGGAUAUUCUGUACUUCAGGGAUCUGCUGCGGAUUUCAGUGAAGUUUCUUUCGAGGCGGAGAAAGAGACCUCUCUUCUUUGUUUUGGACCGUUUCUUGGAGCAGACUGUUGCACAUCCAGACAAACCUUUCAUUGUGUUUGGAGAUGAAAGCUUCACUUACGCUUCUACGGACAAGAGGAGCAACAAGAUCGCCCACGCGCUGCAGGCUCAGCCCGGUUAUAAAGCAGGGGACACCGUCGCACUCUUUAUGGGGAAUGAACCCGCCUUCGUGUUUACCUGGCUGGCCUUGGCUAAAUUGGGCUCCCCUGUGGCUCUCCUCAACCACAACAUCCGCACCAAGUCUCUUCUACACUGCUUCAAUUGCUGCAAGGCCAAAUUGCUGAUAGCAGCCUCAGAACUAAAAGGGGCUGUGGAGGAUGUGCUGCCUUCACUGAUGGAGCAGGACGUCACUGUCCUCCUGAUGAACAAACACUGCGACACACCUGGAAUACUGAGUUUCUCUGAUAAAGUGGAUGAAGCAUCAGAAGACUCUCUACCCCGAUCCCUGAGAUCACACCUCACAUUUAAGAGCCCAGCAGUCCUUAUUUACACCUCAGGAACAACUGGUCUCCCUAAAGCAGCUGUGGUCAAUCAGAACCGCCUCCUAACAGCUAUGGCUGUUUUAUCUUCAAACGGUGUAUCAGCUAGUGAUGUCAUCUACGUCAACUUACCUCUGUACCACACUGCUGGAUUUAUUAUCGGCUUUAUUGGCGCCAUCGAGACAGGGUCAACUAUUAUUCUGAAGAAGAAGUUUUCUACCUCUCAAUUCUGGGAUGACUGCAGGAAAUACAGCGUGACUGUCAUCCAGUACAUAGGAGAGGUGAUGCGUUACCUCUGCAAUUCACCAAAGAGAGACAAUGAAAGAGACCAUAAAGUGAGACUGGCCAUCGGGAAUGGUGUCAGAGCCGAGGUAUGGAGAGAGUUUCUCAAUCGCUUUGGGAACAUUGAAGUCCGAGAGUUUUACGCCGCCACUGAGGGAAAUGUUGGAUUUGUCAACUACGCUGGGAAAAUUGGAGCUAUAGGGAGAGUCAACUUUUUGCACCGGAAACUCUUUCCCUUCACUCUGAUAAAGUACGACACCGAGCGGGAUGAACCCACCCGAGAUGAAAACGGACUCUGUGUGGAGGCACCCAAAGGCGAGACAGGUCUGUUGGUGUCAAAGAUCACAGACAUUGCUCCUUUUGUUGGCUACGCCCAGAAUGAAGAACAAACGGAGAAGAAAAGGCUUCGCAAUGUUCUUAAAAAAGGAGACCUCUACUUCAACAGCGGAGACCUGAUGAGGAUCGAUAAUGGCAAUUUCAUUUACUUUCAGGAUCGCGUCGGUGACACAUUCAGGUGGAAAGGUGAGAAUGUAGCUACAACUGAGGUGUCUGAUAUCCUGACGAUCAGCAACUGUUUCAAAGAGGCAAACGUUUAUGGAGUCCAAGUGCAAGGACACGAGGGGCGGAUAGGAAUGGCAGCUGUAACUUUGAAGGAAGGAGUCCAGUUUGACGGAAGUGAAGUAUACAACCAUGUGGCCAGCUACCUGCCCUCAUAUGCCCGACCCCGCUUCAUAAGAAUACAGAGUGCCGUGGAGCUGACGGGGACUUUCAAACAGAUGAAGGUGAAGUUAGUGGAGCAGGGUUUUGAUCCAGGAUGUAUUCAGGACCCUCUUUACAUCCUCAAUGACUCAGAGAAGAGUUACGUCCCUCUCACAGCUCAGGUCUACAGCUCCAUCAUUUCAGGAAACAUGAAAUUAUAAGGAGGAUGAUGGUGUCCACUAAAUGUGCAGGCUUUUCUCUAAGUGGCUGUAUUGACAAAUCUAUUUUCCAGGAACAAAUCUUGUUUUUUGUUACAAAUUUUUAUAUUACUUGUGUGUUUUUAUCAUGAUAAUUAUAUGAAGACAAACACAUUAUAUAUAUUUGUUUCAGCAGAUGCAGCCUGUGGGGGGUGAUAAUGUUAAUGUAAAUACAUAGAUAAAUGUAUAUUUCUAUGAAAGUAAGUAUAUAUUGCAUAUUCAUUGGCAAUGCUGCUGCCUCAGUCUAAUAUUUGUGUUGAGAGGUGUUUAUAUGCUUCUGAGAGUCUUGGUUGAAAAAAAAACUUUAUUACAGGGCUAUUUUACUUUCUCUGAUGUAGUAUCCAAUGUACUUUAAUGAACAGGUUGUCAGGAAUUGGACAACAAAUGGUCAAGAAUUUGUAAUACAGUGUUUUUAAGAACUUUCUAUUUUUGUGGAAAUAUCUGUAAAUGUGAAAUACUUUCCUAAAAAUUAAAAUGAUUCUAUGUAAGAAUUGUA